AUGAUAAUACCACACGAACUAGAAGCAGCAGGCCCAGCCAAAUCACCCAGUAUAGAAAGCACACACGAAAGCAAGAAGCGCAGGAUUGCUACUGCUGAAAGGUAUCCCGACAUUCCACGUCUGGUAUCAUUGUUCAGUAGAAGUAUCAGGCAUCCCUUGAAUGUGAAGCCCAGUGGAAAUGCAUACCUACCAGUUUCCAACGACACCAAUGCUCUUUCGAGGGAAUCCCAAAUGGGCCAUUUCGCAAGGUUUUCAGACGAGAUGAUGAUGACAUUCUUAUCAGUUAUCACCGAUGAAUCAUCAUUGAAAAACUUAUCCCAUACUUCGAGGGUCAUGUAUGCAUACUUGUACGAUGAAGACUUGUGGAAAAAGCUUUACGUGAGAAAGCUCAAGGAUGGGCAAUUAGAAUCAAGGUGGUAUGGUUCAUGGAGAGGCAACGUCUUAAAGUUGGAUAGAGCCCACCAAGCCAACCUACAACUUCCUGACAAUUUGGUUUGUUCAGACAUCUUGUACAGACCAUUCCAAUGCUCCCAGAUAGAUUAUGAUAAAGUUUUCCACAAAAUCAUAGCGGAAGAAUCAAUUUAUCAUAAGGAUGCCUUGAACAAUUCAUUAAAGCAAUUGCCUCGUGGAAGGAUCCAAAGAAUAUCCGAGAAAGAAAUGAGCCCCCAAGACUUCAAUUCAUCAUACCACAACACCCCUUUUAUUUUGGUAAACAAUGAUGAAGACAGAUGGCCUCGCUGGAAUUUCUCAACUUUGCUUGAUAGAUUCCCUAACGUUAAAUUUAGACAAGAAGCAGUGGAGUGGGAUUUAUCACUCUACGACGAAUACUUAAAGAACAACCGUGACGAGAGUCCGUUGUAUCUCUUUGACUGCAGCAGUGUGGCCAUGAAGACUUUGAGACAGGAAUAUGAGGCACCAGAGAUUUUCAAGAAUGACUUGUUCACCAUUUUCAAUUUGGAGAAUGGACAAGUAAACUGUCGUCCAGAUCAUGCAUGGCUAAUUGUUGGACCUAAGCGUUCGGGCUCCACAUUUCACAAGGACCCCAACUACACUUCUGCCUGGAACACUGCUUUGACGGGAAGAAAACUCUGGGUGAUGCUCCCACCGGAUAUAACACCACCAGGUGUUGGAACCGACGAAGAAGAAAGUGAGGUGACUUCUCCCGUAGGAAUAGCUGAAUGGGUGAUGUCUGGGUUUUUCAAUGACUCGCUCAAGAUCGAUGAAUGCUUGAUUGGGGUUACAUUUCCUGGGGAAUGUAUGUAUGUUCCUUCAGGUUGGUGGCAUUCAGUAAUCAACUUAGACGACUCAGUGGCAUUGACUCAGAAUUUUGUUCCUAGUUCAAAGUUGCCCAAUGCGUUGAAUUUCCUCAAGAAUAAGCUGGCACAAAUCAGUGGAUUCCGUCCUAGGAACGUCAAAAAUGUUCUUGAACAUGUUCUUGAUCAUUUGAAGGAAAAGGGAAUAGAAAAGUCUGAGAUUACCAAGCUCCAGGAGUAUAGAGACAAGUUCGAGACUCUCAAUUUGGGAGACCGAUUGGCAAACGAGGAUUGUGGGGAAAUUGCAGAAUUGCCACCAAUGCCCAUUUUCGAGUUGUUUCAGGUAUUGUUAAAAUUGAACGGCAAGCAGCAGGAGUUGCAAGAAGGGUUGGAGAAGUUGAAGAAGAUAGAAAGAAAAGCCAGAGAGUUGAGGGAAGGCCGCAGUGAAGCAUGGGAGAAGCUUACCAAGGUUGAACAAGAAGGAGAUGCUCCAAAAGCCUUCAGUUUUGGGUUCAGUUUCGAUGAGGAAAGCAGUGACGAGGAAUGA
This is a messenger RNA of Suhomyces tanzawaensis NRRL Y-17324, 1800 nucleotides long. RefSeq lists its product as uncharacterized. The coding region runs from base 1 to 1800 and encodes 599 amino acids. The record is from RefSeq and is a predicted model, not a curated record. Gene Ontology annotation, cellular component: nucleus. The transcript has a single exon. Gene Ontology annotation, molecular function: cis-regulatory region sequence-specific DNA binding; protein binding. Lineage: Eukaryota; Fungi; Ascomycota; Pichiomycetes; Serinales; Debaryomycetaceae.